GGUAUUAGUCUCAUCGCUCACAAAGGGGCUCUCGUCUCUUAUCUCUUUCUCAUGGCCUCACCACAAGCAACCAAACUGUCUCUUAUAAUCGGAUCUCAAAGGUUGGCUUGUUGGGAGCACUGAGACAUCAAACAUGGUUUUUUCUCUCUUUCACUCUUAAAAACCAAUUAACCCUAGAGAAACCCCUUUUACAGUAUUAAUCCCAAAAGUUCCUCUCACAUCUCUCUCUCUAUCUAUCUAUCUCUCUCCAUUAAAACCAUUCACAAGAAGCAAAAAGCUUUGAGCUUUUAAUGAGUUUAAGGUCCUCUUCGGUUCCUCCUGCAAAAACUGGGUCUUUCCUCGUGUACUUGCUCUUAUCUGCAUAAAAUUAAACAAACUCUACUCCAGUGUAAGCUUAUCAUCUGCUAUAUCACCAGAUAAAGUCCAAAAAUUUAACCUUUUUGUCGAUCUAUUUGAUUGAAAUUGCAAUUUUAAGUGCAAGCAAAAAAAAAAAUGGAUAUGAGAAGCCAUGAAAUGAUGGAGAGAAGAAGAGAUGACAAUGGCAACAAUGGUGCUGGUACCAUCAACAUCAUUACUACAAAUGAUGAUAAUUGCAACGGUAAUAACAACAACAACAACAACAAGGCUCUUGUCUCUUGCAACUCUCAAAACCUAGAUCACCACCACCACCAAUCCAAGUCUCCCUCUCCAUUUUCCAUGUCUAAAUCCACCGUACGGUACCGGGAGUGUCUCAAGAACCACGCGGCCAACGUCGGAGGAAGCGUACACGACGGAUGCGGCGAGUUUAUGCCGAGUGGUGAAGAAGGAACAAUCGAAGCUCUCAGAUGCGCUGCUUGUGACUGCCACCGUAAUUUCCACCGGAAAGAAAUCGACGGUGUUGGAAGCUCUGAUGUAAUCUCUCACCACCACCACCGUCACCACCACCAGUACGGCGGAGGAGGAGGGAGAAGACCGCCGCCGCCGAACAUGAUGCUUAAUCCACUCAUGCUUCCUCCGCCGCCGAAUUACGCUCCGAUGCACCACCACAAGUACGGGAUGAGUCCUCCUGGCGGUGGAGGAGGAAUGGUGACGCCGAUGAGCGUCGCAUACGGCGGAGGAAGCGGAGGAGGAGGAGCGGAGUCGUCGAGUGAAGAUCUGAAUCUGUACGGACAGUCGAGUGGCGAGCAUGGAGGAGGAGGAGGAGCGGCGGGGCAAAUGGCGUAUUCGAUGUCGUCGUCGAAGAAAAGGUUCAGGACGAAAUUCACGACGGAGCAGAAGGAGAGGAUGAUGGAGUUCGCGGAGAAGCUAGGAUGGAGGAUGAACAAGCAAGACGAAGAAGAGCUCAAGAGAUUCUGUGGUGAGAUCGGAGUCAAAAGACAAGUCUUUAAAGUCUGGAUGCAUAACAACAAGAACAAUGCCAAGAAAUCACCAGCAGCAACUACAACAACAACAACAGGAGGAACUCUCUAAUAAUGAUCAGCUACUUUUAAUUGAGAGAUUAUGUUCUAGAUUUUCUUUUUAAUCUAUUUUGUUGUUGUUUUUUUUUUUUCUUUAAUGUUUUUUUUCUAGGUUUUUGUAGCUUGUACGAUCUUUGGAUCAAUCAAUGGAUGUUUUGUUUGCGUA
Eutrema salsugineum is the source of this 1602-nucleotide messenger RNA. RefSeq names its product zinc-finger homeodomain protein 5. The transcript has 2 exons. The coding region runs from base 493 to 1449 and encodes 318 amino acids. Gene Ontology annotation, biological process: regulation of DNA-templated transcription; regulation of developmental process. Gene Ontology annotation, molecular function: DNA-binding transcription factor activity; transcription cis-regulatory region binding. The record is from RefSeq and is a predicted model, not a curated record. Gene Ontology annotation, cellular component: nucleus. NCBI's taxonomy places the organism in Eukaryota, Viridiplantae, Streptophyta, Magnoliopsida, Brassicales, Brassicaceae.